AUGGCCGCAGCACCUGGAGAUGAUGUUGCCUUUUCCACAACUGAGCGGCAGGAUGAUGAAGAAGAGCUGAAAUGGGCUGCAUUGGAGAGACUCCCUACAUACGAUAGAUUAAAAAAAGGAAUCUUGAAGCAAGUUCUUGGUAACGGACAAAUUGUUCACCAAGAAAUCGAUAUCACAACUCUUGGACCUCAAGAUAAGAAACUGCUUAUAGAGAGCAUACUCAAAGUAGUAGAAGAAGAUAACGAAAAGUUUCUAAAUAGAGUUCGAGCUAGAAUCGAUAGGGUCGGGAUCAAUAUUCCAAAGAUUCAAGUAGGCUACAAGAACUUGUCGAUCGAAGGAGACGUUCAUGUUGGGUCCAGAGCUCUUCCUACUUUGCUAAACGCCUCACUCAACACCAUGGAGGGACUUCUUCGAUUGUUUAAGCUUGUUCCAUCGAAGAAAAGAGUUGUUAAAAUCUUGCAUGAUGUGUGUGGGAUUGUGAGGCCAUCACGCAUGACGUUACUUCUUGGACCUCCUGCUUCUGGGAAGACCACAUUGCUGAGGGCACUCGCCGGAGUACUAAAUUCAGAUCUAAGAGUCACUGGAGAUGUUACUUACUGUGGUCAUCAGAUGUCGGAGUUUAUUCCUCAGAGGACUUGUGCAUAUAUUAGUCAACAUGAUGUUCAUUAUGGUGAGAUGACAGUUAGGGAGACGUUUGAUUUUGCUGGGCGGUGUCUAGGUGUAGGAACUAGAUACGACCUCCUGGAAGAACUUUCACGACGUGAGAAAGAUAAAGGGAUUAAACCAGACCCGGAAAUCGAUGCUUUCAUGAAAGCGACUGCAGUGUCUAGUCAAGAAUCUAGCUUGGCUACAGACUAUGUUUUAAAGAUUCUUGGAUUAGAUAUAUGUGCAGAUAUCAUGGUCGGUGAUGCGAUGAGAAGAGGAAUAUCUGGCGGAGAGAAAAAACGUGUCACUACUGGAGAAAUGUUGGUUGGGCCUGCAAAAAUGUUCUUCAUGGAUGGAAUCUCGACCGGUUUAGACAGUUCGACCACUUUUCAGAUCGUCAAAUACAUGACACAAUUGGUUCACAUCAUGGAUGUAACCAUGAUCAUUUCCCUUCUUCAACCUGCACCAGAAACAUUUGAACUAUUUGACGACAUUAUACUGCUCUCCGAAGGUCAAAUAGUCUACCAAGGCCCACGUGAAGACAUUCUCGCUUUCUUCAAGAGUGUAGGGUUCAAAUGCCCAGAAAGGAAAGGAGUUGCAGACUUUUUGCAAGAAGUUACUUCAAGAAAAGACCAACAACAGUACUGGUUCAAAACAAACGAACCAUACUGUUACAUCUCUGUAUCUGAAUUCAGUCAGCUUUUUAGCCAGUUUGAAACCGGUGAGUGUCUUUAUGACGAUCUUUCCCUUCCUUACGACAAAACCCAAAUGCAACCUGCUGCUUUGGUGACCAAAAAGUAUGGUAUUUCAAACAUGGAUCUCCUUAAAGCAAACUUAGCAAGAGAAUGGUUACUGAUGAAACGGAAUGCUUUCUUGUAUAUAUUCAAGACGACUCAGAUUACUAUCAUGUCGAUUAUUACUUUCACGGUGUUCUUUAGAACUGAAAUGAAGAGUGGUCGACUUGAAGAUGGUGGCAAGUUUUUUGGUGCUUUGUUCUUCAGUCUUUUGAAUGUGAUGUUUAAUGGGGCUGUUGAGCUGGCAUUGACGGUUAAGAGGCUGCCUGUGUUCUUUAAACAGAGGGAUUCACUGUUUUACCCUGCAUGGGCUUUUGCAAUACCCAUAUGGAUCAUGAGGAUUCCCAUAUCGUUCACGGAGUCACUAAUUUGGGUUGUUCUAACAUAUUACACUAUCGGUUUUGCUCCUUCGGCUAGUAGGUUUUUCAAGCAGCUUUUGGCUUAUAUUGUCCUACAUCAAAUGGCUUCGGCUCUUUACCGUUUAAUGGCUGCCAUUGGAAGAACGCAGGUCAUAGUAAAUGCUCUUGGUACCUUUAUGUUGCUAGUGGUUUUUGUACUUGGUGGAUUCAUCGUUGCAAAAGACGACAUUAAACCUUGGAUGAUAUGGGGUUAUUAUAUUUCCCCCAUGAUGUAUGGACAAAAUGCCAUUGCGAUCAAUGAGUUUUUAGAUGAUAGAUGGAGCACCCCAAAUCCUGAUACUCGAAUCAAUGAAACGACUGUAGGGAAGGUUCUUCUGAAGUCGAAGGGGAUGUUCACAACCGAGUAUAUGUAUUGGGUUUGUGUCAUUGCACUCUUUGGUUUUUCUCUUCUCUUCAACUUCCUCUUUGUGUUAGCUCUCACAUACUUGAAUCCUCUCAGAGAUUCAAAAACUGUUGUUCCGACAGAAGAUGAGCAAAAUAAAAAGCACCAAAAAACAGACACAGAAAUGGCAGCAAGAAUGAAAGGAAUGGUGCUCCCGUUUCAGCCAUUGUCACUUGCAUUUGAUCAUGUCAACUACUAUGUAGACAUGCCUGCUGAAAUGAAAAAAACACAAGGAAUAGAAGAGAAUCGCCUACAACUACUAAAAGAUGUCAGUGGGACAUUCCGGCCAGGCAUCCUGACAGCAUUAGUUGGCAUAAGUGGGGCCGGAAAAACAACCCUGAUGGAUGUGUUAGCUGGACGAAAGACCAGUGGGUAUGUUGGAGGAAGUAUCAGCAUCUCUGGUUACCCUAAAAACCAAGAAACAUUUACUCGUGUUAGUGGAUACUGUGAACAAAACGACAUCCAUUCUCCCCAUGUCACUGUUUAUGAGUCUCUCGUCUACUCUGCUUGGUUACGUCUUUCUCCAGACAUAACCACAGAAACACGUCAGAUGUUUGUGGAAGAAGUCAUGGAUUUGGUGGAACUGAACCCGUUAAGGAAUGCAAUAGUUGGGCUUCCAGGAGUAGAUGGUCUUUCAACUGAACAAAGAAAGAGGCUGACAAUAGCAGUAGAAUUGGUUGCAAAUCCAUCAAUCAUCUUCAUGGAUGAGCCCACAUCAGGCCUUGAUGCACGAGCUGCUGCCAUUGUCAUGCGUACUGUUAGAAACACGGUCGACACCGGUCGAACAGUCGUAUGCACAAUCCACCAACCGAGUAUCGAUAUUUUCGAGGCUUUUGACGAGCUAUUGUUGAUGAAAAGAGGUGGGCAGGUCACUUACACUGGACCUCUCGGGCACCAAUCUAACCGCCUAAUAGAAUAUUUUGAAUCUAUUCCAGGAGUUAACAAAAUCAAACAAGGUCAAAAUCCGGCCACAUGGAUGCUUGAAGUUACUUCUUCAGCAGUCGAAACUCAGCUUGGUGUUGAUUUUGCAGAGAUUUAUGCCAAUUCUGAUCUUUACAAGCGGAGCCAGGAGCUCAUUGAGGUAGUAAGUACACCAGUACCAGGGUCCAAGGACAUUUACUUCCCUACAAAGUACUCUCAAUCCUUUUGGACACAAUGCAUGGCUUGUUUUUGGAAACAACACUGGUCAUACUGGAGGCAUCCACAGUAUAAUGUUGUUCGGUUCUUCAUGACAACAAUAAUUGGCAUUCUAUUUGGAGUGAUUUUCUGGGACAAAGGCCAAAAGACUGAAAAACAACAAGAUGUAAUGAAUCUGAUGGGAGCUAUGUAUGCCGCUGUAUUGUUUCUUGGUGGAACCAACACUUCAACUGUGCAGUCUGUGGUGUCUAUAGAGCGGACAGUUUUCUAUCGUGAGAAGGCAGCAGGGAUGUAUUCACCAAUCCCUUAUGCAUUUGCUCAGGUGGCCAUUGAGGUGGUUUAUGUAGGCAUCCAAACGAUCAUAUACAGUCUUCUGAUUUACUCCAUGAUUGGAUUCCAGUGGUCCACAGACAAGUUCUUAUGGUUCUACUUCUACAUGUUCAUGUCCUUUGUCUAUUUCACAUUAUACGGAAUGAUGCUUGUGGCCCUCACACCCAAUUAUCAGAUUGCAGCCAUUUCUAUGUCCUUCUUCCUCAAUUUCUGGAACUUGUUCUCUGCAAAUACCGAUCUGGUGGAGGUGGUAUUACUGGGGUUCACCGGUAGCGUGGACUUUAUACGGCCUGAUCACAUCUCAGCUUGGUCAAAACGAAAGCCUUGUAGAGGUUCUAGACCAGAAAUCCGUCACAGUGAAGGAAUUCAUUAAAGAAUUUCUAGGGUUUGAGUACGAUUUUCUCGGAUACGUUGCUUUGGUUCAUGUUUGUUGGGCCGUCCUCUUUUGCGUCGUCUUUGCCUACGGCAUCAAGUUUCUGAAUUUCCAACGAAGAUAGCGAAAUCAUCGAAUACUCAGUCUAAAUGCGUUUAGAUGAUUAUAGAAAAUAUACGGUUACCUUUUCUUUUCGGGAAACCAUUGAUUGAUUUACGAACAGUCCAA
Lactuca virosa is the source of this 4308-nucleotide messenger RNA. Lineage: Eukaryota; Viridiplantae; Streptophyta; Magnoliopsida; Asterales; Asteraceae. The record is from the annotation of a GenBank genome assembly.